This is a messenger RNA of Megalops cyprinoides (Indo-Pacific tarpon), 11765 nucleotides long. RefSeq names its product WD repeat and FYVE domain-containing protein 3. The coding region runs from base 234 to 10757 and encodes 3507 amino acids. Gene Ontology annotation, molecular function: metal ion binding; protein binding. The transcript has 65 exons. The record is from RefSeq and is a predicted model, not a curated record. Lineage: Eukaryota; Metazoa; Chordata; Actinopteri; Elopiformes; Megalopidae.
GCUGGAGCUGUCUGUGUUGCUGGAUGUUGAGGAUUAAAGAUGGCCACCAGCAGGAGGAGUAGGGACAGAGCCCACUCCGGGAUCACGGCAUUACUUAUCAUGUAUGGAUGAAAAGACGAGGAGGAAAACGUCAUCGAUACUUUGCAAAUUUACCUUCUUUUCCUUAACCCUGCUCCCUGUCGACACAAACACCGAUUCACUGGGCUGGCUCUGUCCUGUAGAAGCCGCUCGAGAUGAACAUGGUGAAGAGGAUGAUGGGCCGGCCGCGGCAGGAGGAGUGCAGCCCCCAGGACAACGCGCUGGGCCUCAUGCACCUGCGGCGCCUCUUCUCCGAGCUCUGCCACCCGCCCCGCCACAUGACCCAGAAGGAGCAGGAGGAGAAACUCUACAUGAUGCUGCCCGUCUUCAACCGGGUGUUUGGGAAUGCCCCGCCCAGCACGAUGACAGAGAAGUUCUCAGACUUGCUGCAGUUCACCACCCAGGUGUCCCGGCUGAUGGUGACGGAGAUACGGAGAAGGGCAUCCAAUAAGUCCACAGAGGCAGCCAGCAGAGCGAUUGUGCAGUUCCUGGAGGUGAAUCAGAGUGAGGAGGCGAGCAGGGGCUGGAUGCUCCUCACCACCAUAAACCUGCUGGCCUCAUCGGGCCAGAAAACAGUAGACUGCAUGACCACAAUGUCGGUUCCCUCCACCCUGGUGAAGUGUCUGUACCUGUUCUUCGACCUGCCACUUGUACCUGAGGUCCCAGGUGCGGCCCAGACCGAGCUGCCCCUGGCUGAGCGCAGGGCCCUGCUGCAGAAGGUCUUCGUGCAGAUCCUGGUCACACUCUGCAGCUUCGUGUCCCCGGCGGAGGAGCUGGCCCAGAAGGACGACCUGCAGCUGCUGUUCAGCGCCAUCACCUCCUGGUGUCCCCCGCACAACCUGCCCUGGAGGAAGAGCGCCGGGGAGGUGCUGUCCACCAUCUCCCGCCACGGCCUGAGUGUCAAUGUGGUCAAGUACAUCCACGAGAAAGAGUGCCUGUCCACAUGCAUUCAGAACAUGCAGCAGUCAGAUGACCUUUCACCCCUGGAGAUUGUGGAAAUGUUUGCCGGCCUGUCCUGCUUCCUGAAGGAUUCGAGUGAUGUCUCGCAGACCCUGCUGGAUGACUUCCGCAUGUGCCAGGGGUACACCUUCCUCUGUGACCUGAUGCUCAGGUUAGAGCAGGCCAAAGAAGACGACUCCAAAGACGCACUGAAGGACCUGGUGAACCUGGUGACCUCUCUCACCACUUACGGCGUGAAUGAGCUUAAGCCGGCUGGCCUCACCACGGGGGCGCCCUUCCUCCUGCCGGGGUUUGUGGUGCCCCAGCCGUCCGGGAAAGGCCACACAGUGAGGAACAUCCAGGCCUUUUCGGUACUCCAGAACGCCUUCCUGAAAGCCAAAAGCAGCCACCUUACCAGCACCAUUUUGGACGCCAUCGGCAACAUCUACAUGGCCGACAAUGCCAAUUACUUCAUCCUGGAGGCCCAGCACACGCUGUCCCAGUUCAGCGAGAAGAUCGCCAAGCUGCCCGAGGCCCAGGCCAAGUACUUUGAGCUGCUGGAGUUUGUGGUGUUCAGCCUGAACUACGUACCAUGCAAGGAGCUGUUCAGCGUGAGCGUAUUGCUGAAGGCUAGCACCUCGCUCCAGUGCAGCAUCACGGCCACGCGUUCCUUGCUCAAGCUUAGCCGCCACCACUCCGUCUUCAGCGAGGUGUUCCGCGAGGUGGGGCUGCUGGAGGUGCUGGUCAACCUGCUGCACAAGUACGCCGCCCUGAUGAAGGACCCCGCCCAGACGCACAGUGAACAGGGUGAGUCCAAGAACAGCAGUGUGACAGAGGAGCAGAAGCAGCUUGCCUGGCUGGUGAUGGAGACUCUAACCGUGCUGCUCCAGGGAUCCAACACAAAUGCAGGUUUGUUUCGGGAGUUUGGGGGCGCCAGGUGUGUCCACAACAUUGUGAAGUAUCGCCAGUGUCGCGAGCAUGCUCUGAUGAUCAUCCAGCAGCUGGUGCUGUCCCCGAGCGGGGAUGAUGACAUGGGCACACUCCUGGGCCUCAUGCACUCUGCACCCCCCACCGAGCUGCAGCUUAAAACUGACAUCCUCCGGGCCCUGCUGGCGGUGCUGAGGGAAAGCCACCGGACCCGCACCGUCUUCCGCAAGGUGGGCGGCUUCGUCUACGUCACCUCGCUACUGGUCGCCAUGGAGAGGUCGCUCUCCUCUCCCCCAAAGAAUGGCUGGGAGAAGGUGAACCAGAACCAGGUGUUCGAGCUGCUGCAUGCCGUCUUUAGCACACUGACGGCAGCCAUGCGCUACGAGCCCGCCAACUCCCACUUCUUCCGCACCGAGAUCCAGUACGAGAAGCUGGCCGACGCCGUGCGGCUGCUUGGCUGCUUCUCCGACUGCAAGAAGGUGGCGCCGGCCGGGGCGCUGCCCUCCAACGCCCAGCCCUUCCAGAGGCUGCUGGAGGACGAGGUGGCACCAGCCGACAGCGUGUGCCCCUCCCUUAGACACUGCAGCAAGCUCUUCAUCUACCUGUACAAGAUGGCCACCGACUCCUUUGACAGUCGCGCUGAGCAGGUGCCCCCCUGCCUGACGCACGAGACCUCCCUGCCCUCCCCCUGGGGCACCCCGGCCCUCACCAGGAAGAGACAUGGCUACCAUGGAGCGUCCUCUACAUCCCCCGCCUUUCCUGCCAAAUCCGCCGCCGACCUGAAGCUCCACCUGGGGAACCCUUCCCAGCAUGCCUCUGACGCCGUAGUCAUCCACCCGGGAGCUGUGCUGGCCACGCUGGACCUGCUGGCCUCCGUCAGCUCUGACACCCAGCCCGAGCAUGCCUUAGACCUGCAGCUGGCAGUGGCCAACAUCCUGCAGCUGCUGGUACACUCUGAGCGGAACCAGCAGGUCCUGUGUGAGGCAGGCCUGCACUCGCGCCUGCUCCAGCGUUGCAGCUCCGCCCUCGGCGAUGAGGACCACCCCCUGCACCCGCCCCUCCAGAGGAUGUUCGAGAGGCUGGCCUCACAGGCCCUGCAGCCAAUGGCGCUCAGGGAGUUUCUGCGCUUGGGGAACCCACUGAAUUGUGGUGCCUGGGAUAAGAAGCUCCUAAAGCAGUAUCGGGUCCACAAGCCAAGUUCCCUCAGCUACGAGGCGGAGGGGAGAAAUAGCAUGACAAUGUCAAUGGAGGGCUUUGGGCCCGACAGCGUCUUCGCCGUUACCGAGGACAACAGCCAAUACCGGAUCAGCAGGAGCCUGGUCCGCUCGGCCGAGGGGAGCACCGUUCCGCUGACAAGGGUCAAGUGCCUGGUCUCCAUGACAACGCCACACGACAUCAGGCUGCAUGGCUCGUCAGUCACGCCGGGCUUUGUGGAGUUCGACACCUCUCUGGAAGGGUUCGGGUGUCUGUUCCUGCCCAGCCUCGCGCCCCACAAUGCCCCGUCCAAUAACACCAACGCGCCCGGGGUCAGCGACGGAGCCGUGGUCAGUGGAAUUGGAACCGGUGAGCGUCUGUUCCCCCCUCCCUCGGGCCUCACAUACUCGUGCUGGUUCUGCAUCGAGCGAUUCAGCACCCCACCCCAGAACCACCCGGUUCGGCUGCUGACGGUGGUGCGGCGGGCCACCUCCUCGGAGCAGCACUACGUGUGCCUGGCCAUUGUCCUCUCCGCCAAGGACCGCUCGCUCACCGUCUCCACCAAGGAGGAGCUGCUGCAGAACUACGCGGACGACUUCAGCGAGGAAUCCUCCUUCUACGAGAUCCUGCCCUGCUGCGCUCGCUUCCGCUGCGGGGACCUCAUCAGCGAGGGACAGUGGCACCACCUGGUGCUGGUGAUGAGUAAAGGCAUGCUGAAGAACAGCACAGCCGUGCUCUACAUGGACGGCCAGCUGGUGAACACGGUCAAGCUGCACUAUGUCCAUAGCACCCCGGGAGGCUCAGGGGCUGCAAACCCCCCAGUGGUGAGCACUGUGUACAGCUAUGUGGGCACCCCCCCUGCCCAACGCCAGCUCUCCACGCUGGUGUGGCGGCUCGGCCCCACCCACUUCCUGGAGGAGGUGCUGCCGGCCGCCAGCGUCUCCGCCAUCUACGAGCUCGGCCCCAACUAUGUGGGCAGCUUCCAGGCUGUCUACCUGCCCUGUAAAGAUCCGAAGGGGGAGGUCGCUCCUCCGUCUCCGGUGGCCCUUGUACCCGAGGAGAAAGUGUCCUUCAGCUUGUACGCACUGUCUGUGUCCUCCUUCACCGUGGCCAAGAUCAGGAAGGUCUACAAUAAGCUGGACAGCAAGGCCAUUGCCAAGCAGCUGGCUGUCUCCUCCCAUGAAAACGCCACGCCAGUCAAACUGAUCCAUAAUGCAGCCGGGCAUCUCAACGGCCCAGCGCGCACGGUGGGCGCUGCUGUCAUUGGCUACCUGGGUGUGCGCGCGUUCGUUCCAAAGCCUGUGGCAACAAACCUGCAGUACAUUGGCGGUGCGGCCGCCAUCCUGGGUCUGGUUGCCAUGGCGUCGGACGUGGAGGGGCUGUACGCAGCAGUGAAAGCAUUGGUGUGUGUUGUGAAGAGCAACGCUCUGGCCAGCAAGGAGAUGGAACGCAUCAAGGGCUACCAGCUGCUGGCCAUGCUGCUGAAGAAGAAGCGCUCUCUGCUGAACAGCCACAUCCUGCACCUGACCUUCUCCCUGGUGGGGACCGUGGACAGCGGCCACGAGACCUCCAUCAUCCCCAACUCCACCGCCUUCCAGGACCUGCUCUGCGACUUUGAGGUAUGGCUCCAUGCUCCCUAUGAACUGCACCUGUCUCUGUUCGAGCAUUUCAUCGAGCUCUUAACCGAGUCCAGUGAGGCAGCCAAGAAUGCCAAGUUGCUGAGGGAGUUCCAGCUGAUCCCCAAACUGCUUCUGACGCUGCGGGACACGUCACUGUCCCAGCCCACCAUCACCGCCAUCAGCAACGUCCUCAGCCUCCUUCUGCAGGGUUUCCCCAACUCCUACGACCUGCUCAGGUUCGGCCAGUUCAUCGCCUCAACGUUGCCCACAUUUGCAGUCUGCGAGAAAUUUGUUGUCAUGGAGGCCAACAAUGAAGAGAAAAUAGAUGGAGGAAGUGAAGAUGACUUUGGGGGCCUUCUCUCGGCCAAUCUCAUCCUGCUGAGAAACAGACUUCUGGACAUCUUACUAAAACUGCUCUUCACUUCCAAAGAGAAGUGCACUGUUAAUGCACAGGCCUGUGAGGAGCUGGUGCGUACGCUGGGCUUUGAUUGGCUACUGAUGUUCAUGGAGGAGCACCUGCACUCCAGCACCGUGACAGCUGCCGUGCGCAUCCUGGUAGUGCUGCUUAGCAACCAGCCCAUCCUGGCCCGCUUCAAGGAGGGGCUUUGCGGAGGCGGCUGGCUGGACCACACCGACUCGGUGCUCACCAACAAGAUCGGCACAGUCCUGGGGUUUAACGUGGGCCGCAGUGCAGGAGGCAAGUCCACUGUGCGGGAGAUCAACCGGGAGGCCUGCCAUUUCCCAGGGUUCCCUGUGCUUCAGAGCUUCCUGCCCAAGCACACCAACGUGGCCGAGCUCUACUUCCUGCUGAUGGCGCUGUUCCUGCAGCAGCCUGUCACCGAGCUACCCGAUAACCUGCAGUUUGACCUGGACUCCAUCUGGACGUUCAUCUUUGGCGUGCCGGCCUCAAGCGGGACGGUGGUGGGGUCCGUUCACAGCGUGUGCACCGAGGCGGCCUUCCUCCUGCUGGCCAUGCUCCGCAGCAUGCUCAACCUGCCCUGGCAGUCAGAGGAGGAGGGCUCCUGGCUCAGAGAGUACCCCGUCACACUCAUGCAGUUCUUCCGCUACCUCUACCACAACGUGCCCGACCUGGCACCCAUGUGGGUCAGCCCCGAGUUCCUGUGCGCCCUGGCUGCCACUGUCUUCCCCUGCAACAUCAGACCCUACUCCGAGAUGGUCAGUGACCUGGAUGACGAGGUGGGCUCCCCGGCAGAGGAGUUCAAGGCCUUCACCGGAGACACAGGCAUGAACCGCAGCCAGUCUGAGUACUGCAACGUGGGCUCCAAGACCUACCUGACCAACCACCCCGCCAAGAAGUACGUCUUCGACUUCAUGAGGGUGCUGAUCAUGGAGAACCUGUGCAUGACCCCCGCCAGCAAGCAGACGCCCAUCAUCGACCUGCUGCUGGAGGCCUCCCCUGAGCGGUCCACUCGCACUCAGCAGAAGGAGUUCCAGUCCUACAUCCUGGACAGUGUGAUGGAGCACCUGUUGGCCGCAGAUGUCCUCCUAGGCGAGGAUGCAUCUCUUCCCAUCACCACUGGGGGGAGUUACCAGGUCCUGGUCAACAAUGUGUUCUACUUCACUCAGCGCGUGGUGGACAAGCUGUGGCAGGGCAUGUUCAACAAGGAGUCCAAGCUGGUGGUGGAGUUCAUCGUGCAGCUCAUUGGCCAGUCUAAGAGGAGGUCUCAGGGCCUGUCCCUGGACACCAUCUACCACUGCCUGAACCGGACCAUCCUGUACCAGCUCUCCCGGCCGCACAAGACCGUCCCCCAGCAGGUGGCGCUCCUGGAUGCGCUGCGCGUCCUCACUGUCAACCGCAACCUGAUCCUGGGCCCUGGGAACCACGACCCGGAGUUCAUCGCCUGCCUGGCCCACUGCUUCAUCAGCCUGCACUCAGGCAGCUGUGUGGAUGGCUUCGGCCUGGAAGCUGAGGCCCGCAUGACUACCUGGCACGUCAUGAUGACCUCAGACACGGAACAGGAUGCCACGCACAGCCAGGACGCCAGCGAAGGGCGUCACCUCCUGCUGAAGGCGGUGAACCGUGUCUGGACGGAGCUCAUUCACAGCAAGAGGCAGGUGCUGGAGGACGUCUUCAAGGUGUCCCUGCCCACCAGCGAGCGCGGCCACGUGGACAUCCUGACCGCCCGGGUGCACAUCGAGGAGGCAGCCGCCAAGAGCUGGCUCAACCACCUGGCUCAUGAGAAGAAGUGCAUCAGCCGGGGGGAGGCGGUGGCCCCCGUCACCCAGUCCAAGCUGUCCCGCGUCAGCAGCGGUUUCGGCCUGUCCAAGCUGACCGGGUCCCGGCGCAGCAGGAAGGAGAGUGGCCUCAGCAAGAACAACCUGUCUGCACAGGAAACGUUCCAGUGGAUGUUCACACACAUCGCGGUUGUGCGGGACCUAGUCACCAUGCAGUACAAAGAGUAUCAGGAGCGGCAGCAGAACGCGCUGAAGUAUGUGACGGAGGAGUGGGCGGGGAUCGAGUACGAGCUGCUGCGUGAGAGGGGCCUGUGGGGCCCGCCCAUCGGCUCCCACCUGGACAAGUUCCUGCUGGAGAUGACUGAGGGGCCAUGCCGCAUGAGGAAGAAGAUGGUGCGCAACGACCUCUUCUACAUCCACUACCCCUACGUGCCUGACAGCGAGGCUGACACCACUUCCCAGAAACCUGUCCGCUACCGCCGGGCCAUUAGCUACGACAGUAAGGAGUACUACAUGCGAGUGCUGUCAGGGAACCCAGGCAUGUACCAGCACUCCAUAGAGCACAGCUCUGAGGGAGAGACCACCCAGCAGGAGCCCGAGCAUGGGGAGGAUGCUAUCGCCAGGGUCAAAGGUCUGGUGAAGCCCCCUCUGAAACGCUCGCGCUCCACGGCAGACGGGGGGGAUGAGGACAGUCAGGAGCAGCUGCAGGACCAGCUGUUGGAGUCAGGAGCCAUGGACGAGGAGGAGAAGACCGACAACACCAGUCUGCUGAGGCUGCUGGAGGAAGGCGAGAAGAUACAGCACAUGUACCGCUGCGCUCGGGUCCAGGGCCUAGACACCAGUGAAGGCCUGCUGCUGUUCGGGAAGGAGCACUUCUACGUCAUCGAUGGCUUCACUAUGACGAUCACCCGGGAGAUCCGGGACAUCGAGACCCUGCCCCCAGAUAUGCAUGAGGCCAUCAUUCCCAGGGGAGCUCGGCAGGGGCAGAGUCAGCUGAAGAGAACCUGCAGCAUCUUCGCCUACGAGGACAUCAGAGAGGUGCACAAGCGGCGCUACCUGCUGCAGCCAAUAGCAGUAGAGGUGUUUUCAGGUGAUGGGCGGAAUUACCUGCUAGCGUUCCAGAAGGGAGUUCGGAAUAAAGUCUACCAGAGGUUCCUGGCGGUGGUCCCCUCCCUGACUGACAGCUCCGAGUCUGUGUCAGGGCAGCGUCCGAACACCAGCGUGGAGCAGGGGUCUGGUCUGCUGAGCACGCUGGUUGGUGAGAGGUCUGUGACUCAGCGAUGGGAGAGGGGGGAGAUCAGUAACUUCCAGUACCUGAUGCACCUGAACACACUGGCGGGGCGGUCCUACAACGACCUCAUGCAGUACCCCGUGUUCCCCUGGAUCCUGGCUGACUACGACUCGGAGGAGCUGGACCUGAGCAAUCCUAAGACAUUCCGUAACCUGGCCAAGCCCAUGGGGGCGCAGACGGACGACCGGCUCAUCCAGUACAAGAAGAGGUUCAAAGACUGGGAGGACCCCAAUGGCGAAACCCCGGCCUACCACUACGGCACACACUACUCCUCCGCCAUGAUUGUGGCCUCCUACCUGGUUCGGAUGGAGCCCUUCACUCAGAUAUUCCUCAGGCUGCAGGGGGGUCACUUCGACCUGGCUGACCGCAUGUUCCACAGCGUCCGUGAGGCCUGGCUCUCUGCCGCCAAACACAACAUGGCUGAUGUCAAGGAGCUCAUUCCUGAAUUCUUCUACCUCCCGGAGUUCCUGCUCAACUCCAACAACUUUGACCUUGGCAGCAAACAGAACGGCACCAAGCUGGGGGACGUGAUCCUGCCCCCCUGGGCCAAGGGGGACCCCAGGGAAUUUAUCCGCGUCCAUCGAGAGGCCCUGGAGUGUGACUACGUCAGCGCCCACCUGCACGAGUGGAUCGACCUGAUCUUCGGCUUCAAGCAGCAGGGCCCCCCGGCCGUGGAGGCCGUCAACGUCUUCCACCACCUCUUCUACGAGGGCCAGGUGGACAUCUACAACAUCAACGACCCACUCAAGGAGACCGCCACCAUCGGCUUCAUCAACAACUUCGGCCAAAUCCCCAAACAGCUCUUUAAGAAGCCCCACCCACCAAAGCGGGUUCGCAGCAAAUCCAACGGGGAGGUCCCGGGAGCGCCUGCCUCCCUCAACUCUGCCGCGGACAAGAUCUUCUUCCACCACCUGGACAACCUGCGGCCCUCGCUGGCCCCUGUCAAAGAGCUGAAGGAGCCGGUGGGGCAGAUCGUAUGCACGGAGAAGGGCAUCCUCGCCGUGGAGCAGAACAAGGUCCUGGUGCCACCCACGUGGAGCAAGACGUUCGCCUGGGGCUACGCCGACCUCAGCUGCAGGAUGGCCAACUACGAGUCCGACAAGGCUGCCAUUGUGUACGAGUGUCUGUCUGAGUGGGGGCAGAUCCUCUGUGCCAUCUGCCCCAACCCCAAGCUGGUGGUCACCGGGGGCACCAGCACGGCCGUCUGUGUGUGGGAGAUGGGCACCUCCAAAGAGAGGGCCAAAAUGCUCACUCUUAAACAGGCCCUGCUGGGUCACACAGACGCGGUCACGUGUCUGACGGCCUCCUCGGCCUACCACAUCGUGGUCAGCGGCUCGCGGGACCGGACCUGCAUCAUCUGGGACCUCAACAAGCUGGCCUUUGUCACCCAGCUGAGGGGGCACCGAGCCCCCGUCUCCGCCCUGUGCAUCAAUGAGCUGACAGGUGACAUUGUGUCCUGUGCGGGGACCUACAUUCACAUCUGGAGCAUCAACGGCAGCCCCAUCGUCAGCGUCAACUCCUUCACUGGCCGCAGCCAGCACAUCCUGUGCUGCUGUGUGUCCGAGAUGAACGAGUGGGACACGCAGAAUGUCAUCGUCACCGGCCACUCAGACGGCGUCGUGCGGUUCUGGAGGAUGGAGUUUCUGCAGGUCCCCGAAACUCCAGCGCCCGAGCCCGCCGAGCUGCCAGAUGUUCCUGACUGCUGCGGCGAGGAAAAGAUGGAGGGUCGCGAUGCCCCGGAUGAGGACAGCAGCGACUCCGAUGGUGAAGACCAGAGCGUGACCCAAGAGCCCAAACCCCGGCCGGCCCCGAGCCAGCCCGCCGGCGCCAUCCAGCACCCCAAGGGCGCCAUCACGCGGCCCAAAGCCUCGUGGUCCGCCGACAGCAGCUCGGACGACUCACGCCGCUGGUCCGACACCCUCAGUCUGGACGAGAAGGACGGCUUCGUAUUCGUGAAUUACUCGGAGGGGCAGGGGCGCCCCGGCCAGCACCUGCACCCGCACCCUGCCCCCCACAGCGCCGUCCCCCAACCCCUGCAUCCUGCCGGCGGGGAGGCACGACCCUACAACCAGCUGAGGGCCGGUUACCGAUGGGAACGGCAGCUGGUCUUCCGCAGCAAGCUCACCAUGCACACAGCCUUCGACCGCAAAGACAACGCCCAGCCCGCUGAGAUCACCUCGCUCGCCAUCUCAAAGGACCACAGCAAGAUCCUGGUGGGCGAUGGGCGGGGCAGGGUCUUCAGCUGGUCGGUGAGUGACCAGCCGGGCCGGUCGGCCGCUGACCACUGGGUGAAGGAUGAGGUGGUGGACAGCUGCUCCGGCUGCACCGUGCGCUUCUCCCUGACUGAGAGACGGCACCACUGCAGGAACUGCGGCCAGCUCUUCUGUCAGAAGUGCAGCCGCUUCCAGUCAGAGAUCAAACGUCUGAAGAUCUCGUCACCCGUGAGGGUGUGUCAGAACUGUUACUACAACCUGCAGCACGAGCGUGGGCCUGAGGAGGGCCCCCAAAAUUAACCUCCAGCGCUCUCCUCCUCUCUGUACCAUGUGUAAAGCACUGAUGUAGAAAAAGGGAUCACAGUAGAAGCCUGUGCAAUGCUGUGCGUGUUGCAGCAAAGCCUGAUGGGAAAUGGGAGGAGAAAAAAGGACUCUUAACAAUCUGAUAGCUUUUGACUGAGAUUUUUUUCCCCUGUAACAUUUUCACCAUCUUUCUGUUAACACAGGCUGCACAUCUCCAGAUCACAGGCUUUUUAGAUUUUAGAUAAAUUCUAUGUUAGGCCUCAUUUAGAAGUAUGAUAAAGUUGUUAAUAUUGUAAAUAAAUACAAUGGCCUUUUUAACUCGAACAGAAGAACUAUUGAAAAUGACUUUGCCUGUCAAUAGGGAUUGUGAGGACUCCCUCUUGGCUUUAAAGAGAAAAGUGUUGGGCCUACAUCAUGUGAAAAGGGGGAAUGAUGAAUGUGAAUGAAAUUAACUGGUGUGUUUAAAAUGGAUCAAAUGCAAUUAUUCUUUUAAAACCUUUUUUUGUUUACAAUGUGUAUUUUGUUAAUGAGUUGCCCACAGUAUCUGCAUGGUAUCACCAACUAACAAGGAAACUUGAUUUACAGUCAAAAAUGAUUUAUGGUUGUAUAUGUUUACUGUAUGUAACAGUGUAGAUACAGUUUGCCCAUGGGGUAUAUUCACUGCUGUGGAAUUCAGCACAUAUCUGAUGCUCUAUUUUGUGUGCUCAUCCUGCCAUUCCUGCUUUAGUGACAGAGAGAUAUGCUAGUGGUGAUUCACCUCGCAAGAGCUUCUCAAACAAACAUGGUCAGACGUGACCAGUCCUCUGACGUUUGCUUCCCAAGCCGUGUGUUUUCCCUCUAUAUUGCUGUAUUUUACUGUUGACAUGUCAAACAAGGGAUUAUUUUCCUUUUCCCCUUCUUUGAUUAAUAACUACCAUGCAUGUGCUGAAUAUAAGGGUUUUGUGUAUUCAUAAUUGGACAUGUAUAUACAGUAACUCUUCAUGUCAUUGCUUUUAACAUCCAAAC